Aspergillus homomorphus CBS 101889 is the source of this 1608-nucleotide messenger RNA. Its product is annotated as putative carboxylesterase. The transcript has 3 exons. The record is from RefSeq and is a predicted model, not a curated record. NCBI's taxonomy places the organism in Eukaryota, Fungi, Ascomycota, Eurotiomycetes, Eurotiales, Aspergillaceae. The coding region runs from base 1 to 1608 and encodes 535 amino acids.
AUGAUCAUGCGAUCGAUAUCUCGUGGGGUCUUGUGCCUCCUAGCUCUGACUGUGCCUGCAAUAAGCGCCUUUGAGGCGCCUCUUGUUACCCUCGACUAUGGAGUCUUCCAAGGCAGCUAUGACGCGACUUACAAUCUCUCUUAUUUCCGGAGAAUCCCAUUUGCAGCGCCUCCCACCGGCGACAACCGGUUUCGCGCUCCCCAGCCCCCACUGACCUUCUCGAACGGCACCUAUGACAGUGACCAGGCCUUUGAUAUGUGCCCUCAGCGCACCGUCAACGGCUCCGAGGAUUGCCUCUACCUUGGGCUCUACUCUCGACCUUGGGAAGUCCCGUCUGCGAACCGACCCGUGCUGGUUGUCUUCUACGGCGGAGCCUUCAUCCAGGGUAGCGCGUCGUUUGGCAUGCCGCCGAGCGCUUACCCAACCCUCAACGUCAGCACUCUCAACGACUACAUCGUGAUCUAUCCCAACUACCGCACCAAUGCCUUCGGAUUUCUCCCCGGCCAAGCCAUCAAAGACUCGCCCACCUCGGACCUCAACCCCGGCCUCCUGGAUCAGCAAUAUGCCCUCAAAUGGGUUCAAAAGAACAUCCACCACUUCGGCGGCAACCCGAACAACGUGACAAUCUGGGGCCAAUCCGCCGGUGCGGGCUCCGUCGUGGCGCAGGUGCUCGCCAACGGCCGCGGCCGACAGCCCAAGCUCUUCAGCAAAGCGCUCGCCAGCUCCCCAUUCUGGCCCAAGACCUACGCCUACAACGCCCCGCAAGCCGAAGCCAUCUACUCGCAGCUCGUGAACCUCACGGGGUGCGGUAGCGACGCCACGGUCACCGACUCCCUCCGCUGCCUCAAGCACCUCGACGUCCAAACCAUCCGCGACGCCAGCCUGAUCAUCGACGCAAGCCACACCUACACCACGAGCUCCUACACCUGGGCCCCCGUCGUCGACGGCGAGUUCCUAACCGACACCCUCACGGAAGCCACCGCGCGCAGCGGCAGCUCCCUCCCCACCGACUUCAUCUGGGGCAUGUACAACACCCACGAGGGCGAGAACUUCAUCCCCUCCGGCCUAGGCUCACCGACCACCACAUCCACCGGCUUCAACUCAUCGCUCGCAAGCUUCCACACCUGGCUCACGGGCUUCGUCCCCGGCCUCUCCGCCCACGAGAUCGACCUCGUCCAGUCGAGAUACUACCCCGACGCCGGCUCCACCGAGACCAUCGACACCUACAACUCCACCUUUGUCCGCGCCGGCCUGGUCUACAGGGACCUGGUCCUAGCAUGUCCCGCGUACUGGGUCGCGUCCGCCGCCCGCAGAGACGGGUACCUGGGCGAAUACACCAUUUCGCCGGCAAAGCAUGGCAGUGAUACCCAGUGGUGGAACCAAGUCAACAGCGUCCAAAAAUCCGAUCCCCUGAUCUACGAAGGCUACGCCGGCGCCUUCGCCAGCUUCUUCCAGACCGGCAACCCGAACGCGCACAAGCUGACGAACACGUCGGAACCGGGCGUCCCGCUGCUUCGGACCACCGAGGAGUUCGUGAUCACGGCUGAGGGGUUCGAGAAUGUAAAGCUCGCGGCCCUGGAGGAGCGGUGUGCGUUUUGGAGAUUAUGA